Messenger RNA from Gasterosteus aculeatus aculeatus (three-spined stickleback), 4515 nucleotides. RefSeq names its product protein NLRC3. NCBI's taxonomy places the organism in Eukaryota, Metazoa, Chordata, Actinopteri, Perciformes, Gasterosteidae. Gene Ontology annotation, molecular function: protein binding. The record is from RefSeq and is a predicted model, not a curated record.
GGCUCCAAUUCUUGAACACGUACUCUUACAAUGCAUGAGAAGACCAGGCGUGCAUGGGUCCUCUAAACUAUCUGGUCCAAACAACAACCAGUCAGACUGCAUACUUCGAUGGUGACGUGAGGACACACCCUCUCUGAUGAAGGACAACAAGCUGCGCCACUUCACUCCGUCUGAUGGAAGUUAAAGUGAAGCACGGAGCUCCUUUUUUACACAGACUUGCUGAGGACAAAGAGAGCUGCACACUGAGCAAGCUCAUGUUUACAAGUUCAGUUGUGGUGAACAUGUGAAGGUGUGGACCCUGCUAUGAAUCAGGGUGAGGACCGAGAGGAGGGAGUCCCUCCCAAUGAAGCCUCUCUGUGUGGGGAACUUGACAGCCAGACCAAAGCUCAGAGGAUCCAUCAGAGACCAGGACCUGGACCUGGAGCUGGAUCAAGCCCUGAACUCACUUGUGUGUCCUUGAAGAAUAACGGGUCUCUGGAUGCUUCUAUCAUCUUCAAAGACUGUCCCUCUGUUGAAGCAAGUGUUUCUUUCAGUGCACAUCAGCAGAGAGAAAAGUCUCCUGAACCCAUCUGUGUGUCCAUGAAGAGUGAUCAGUCUCAACAUCACCUGGUUAACUUCAAAGAAGACCACCAUUCUAAUGACCCAGAAGAGGAUCAGGAGAGCUCAGAGGUUCCCACAGGUCAGUCAGCCCAGCAGCAUCAAACACACCUGGACUCCAUAUUCAUGCUGCUGGAGGAGAAGAUCCUCACUUUUGUGAAGGACGAGCUGAAGAAGAUCCAGAAGGUUGUGAGUUUAGAUUACCCAGAAUGCUUAGAAAAGCAGAGGGAGGAUGAAGAGCAGCGGAGGAGCAGAGAGGCAUUUGUGGAGAUCUCAGUGCACUUCCUGAGGAGAAUGAAGCAGGAGGAGCUGGCCGACCGUCUGCAGAGAAAACUUCAUGCUCCAAAUUGUCAGCGUGAACUCAAAUCUAACCUGAAGAAGAAGUUUCAGUGUGUGUUUGAGGGGAUCGCUAAAGCAGGAAACACAACCCUUCUGAAUGAGAUCUACACAGAGCUCUACAUCACAGAGGGAGGGACUGCAGAGGUCAAUAAAGAACAUGAGAUCAGACAGAUUGAAAGAACAUCCAGGAAACCAGCCAGACCAGAAUGUAUCAUCAGACAAGAAGACCUCUUUAAAGCCUCAGCUGGAAGAGAGGAACCAAUCAGGACAGUGAUGACUACGGGAGUGGCUGGCAUUGGGAAAACAGUCUUAACACAGAAAUUCACUCUGGACUGGGCUGAAAACAAAGACAACCAGGACAUACAGUUCACAUUUCCAUUCACCUUCAGAGAGCUGAACGUGCUGAGAGAGAAGAAGUACAGCUUGGUGGAACUUAUUCAUCACUUCUUCGGUGAAACCAAAGCAGCAGGAAUCUGCAGGUUUGAAGAGUUCCAGGUUGUGUUCAUCUUUGACGGCCUGGAUGAGUGUCGACUUCCUCUGGACUUUCAAAACAAUGAGAUCCUGUCUGAUGUCACAGAGUCCUCCUCAGUGGACGUGCUCCUCACAAACCUCAUCAGGGGAAAGCUGCUUCCCUCUGCUCGCCUCUGGAUAACCACACGACCUGCAGCAGCCAAUCAGAUCCCUCCUGAGUGUGUUGGCAUGGUGACAGAGGUCAGAGGGUUCACUGACCCCCAGAAGGAGGAGUACUUCAGGAAGAGGUUCAGAGAUGAGGAGCAGGCCAGCAGGAUCAUCUCUCACGUCAAGACCUCACAAAGUCUCCAUAUCAUGUGCCACAUCCCAGUCUUCUGCUGGAUCACUGCUACAGUUCUGGAGGAGGUGUUGAAGACCAGUGAGGGAGGGAAGCUGCCAAAGACCCUGACUGAGAUGUACAUCCACUUCCUGGUGGUUCAAUCCAAAGUGAAGGUCAAGUACGAUGGUGGAGCUGAGACGGAUCCACACUGCAGUCCAGAGAGCAAGAAGAUGAUUGAGUCUCUAGGAAAACUGGCCUUUGAUCAGCUUCUGAAAGGCAACCUGAUCUUCUAUGAAUCCGACCUGACAGAGUGUGGCAUUGAUAUCAGAGCAGCCUCAGUGUACUCAGGAGUGUUCACUCAGAUCUUUAGAGAGGAGAGAGGACUGUUCCAGGACAAGGUGUUCUGCUUCGUUCAUCUGAGUGUUCAGGAGUUUCUGGCUGCUCUUCAUGUCCAUCUCACCUUCAUCAGUUCUGGUGUCAAUCUGCUGCCAAAAGAACAAACCACCGGCUUGUUGUCUAAAGUCUUUAGAGCCAAAUCUAAACCAAAACGUCUCUACCGGAGUGCUGUGGACAAGGCCUUAGAGAGUCCUAAUGGACACCUGGAUUUGUUCCUCCGCUUCCUCCUGGGUCUUUCCCUGGAGACCAAUCAGACUUUCCUACGAGGUCUUCUGACACAAACAGGAGAUUGCUCACAGAACAAUUGGAGAACAGUCAAGUACAUCAAGAAGAAGAUCAAUAAGAAUGUGUCACCGGAGAAAACCAUCAAUCUGUUCCACUGUCUGAAUGAAUUGAAUGAUGGUUCUUUAGUGGAGGAGAUCCAACAGUCCCUUUCUUCAGGACGUCUCUCCACACAUAAACUGUCUCCUGCUCAGUGGUCAGCUUUGGUCUUCAUCUUAUUGUCCUCAGAAAAAGAUCUGGUAGAGUUUGACUUGAAGAAAUACUCAACUUCGGAGAAGGCUCUUCUGAGGCUGCUACCAGUGGUCAAAGCCUCUAACAAAGCUUUACUAAGUGGCUGUAACCUCUCAGAGAGAAGCUGUGUAGCUCUGUCAUCAGUUCUCAGCUCCCAGUCUACUAGUCUAAGAGAGCUGGAUUUGAGUAACAACAAUCUACAGGAUUCAGGAGUAAAGCUGCUGUUAGCUGGACUGGAGAGUCCACACUGUGAACUGGAGACUCUCAGGCUGUCAGGAUGUGGGAUCACAGAGGAAGGCUGGACCUCUCUAGCCUCAGCUCUGAGCUCCAACCCCUCCCAUCUGAGAGAGCUGGACCUGAGCUUUAAUCAUCCAGGAGACUCAGGAAUGAAGCUGCUGUCUGCUGGACUUCAGAAUCCACACUGGAGACUGGAGACUCUCAGGGUGGAGCCUGCUGGAGUCCAUUGGUUCAGACCAGGGGUGAGGAAGUAUUCCUGUGAACUCACACUCGACACGAAUACAGUAAACAGAAAACUCAAACUGUCUGACAACAACAGGAAGUUGACAUACGUGGGAGAUGAGGUUCAGUCAUAUCCUGAUCAUCCAGACAGAUUUGAUUUCUAUCCUCAGCUGCUGUGUAGAACUGGUCUGACUGGUCACUGUUACUGGGAGGUUGAAUGGAGUGGAAACGUUAAUGUAUCAGUGAGUUACAAAGGAAUUGGGAGGAAAGGAAACAGUAACGACUGUAGGUUUGGAUGGAAUUAUCAAUCCUGUAGUCUGAGAUGCUCUGAUGAAGGUUACUAUGUCUGUCACAAUAAGACAGAAACACCCAUCACCUCCUCCUCCUCCUCUGGUAGAGUAGCAGUGUAUGUGGACUGUCCUUCUGGCUCACUGUCCUUCUACAGAGUUUCCUCUGACACACUGAUCCACCUCCACACCUUCUACACCACAUUCACUGAACCUCCUUAUCCUGGGUUUGGCUUCAGGUUCUUGUCCAGUCCUGGUUCCUCAGUGUCUCUGUGUUCUCUGUAGGAGGCAGAGUCUCCUCCUGGUAGAGAAACUUUCUCUUUGCUCACCAGAUAGUUCAGUUUACAGGAUGUCACACAGCUGAUGUUGGUUCAUGUGGAUGUAGAUGCAGGUAGAUCAGGUGAGGGGUACCUGAGCUGGUCUGGACUCUGGGGUCCAGAGCUCUUUUGAACUUGUGGUGUUGCAGAUAGAUAUCUGAAAGAGCUCAGCGAGGUGCGCUCGUUGCCUCUAUGGAUGAAUCAAUAGAUUGACAUUUAGAUAUUGGGUCCUAAUGUAAGAGUGAAAUUGUGUCAUCUUCUAUACACAUAUUUAGGGUUACAAAAUCUGAACACUAGUUGUGCUGUUCGGCGUCUGGAGGUGAGAGGGAAAAGUGAGGGAGAGAAGAAGAAAUGGACAGCGGAGGCACGGGGUUGCUGUGAGAACGUGACUGUGAUAAAAGGUUAUGAAGAAAACCCAGAACGUGUUGAACUGAAUUAUUUCCUGAUCACACACCCAUGUCGCUUACACUAAUUAGGGUAUAAUCUCAAUUUUUAUGUCACAAAGUUAAAGAACAUAUUACCAUAUUAAUCAAUCAAUCAAAUUUUAUUUUUGUGUGACGGUUUGGGUUUGUUUCCUGUUUUAUUUUGUAAUUUUCUGCCUCUUGUGUUCCUGGGUAACGUCACUUGCCGCCUUGUCCUGUCAUCCCCUGUGAUUGUCUGAUUGUUUCCACCUGUGUCCAAUCACCGGCACCUCCCUAGUGUAUUUAAGCCAUGUGUGUCUCUUGUGGUGUCAUUGUUCAUUGUGAAAUCUUCAACGCUGUGAGUUCCUGCGUUUUGCCCCCUUGGCCUUUGACCAUUAAAGUCAUUUGUUUUUGAA